AUUGUGCGCAGCGGAAACCGGAGAAGAAGGAGAAGGGUGAGACUGGGACCGAAUCGGCCGAGAAAAGCAAAGGGAAAGGGAAAGACAAGCCACGCCCAGUACGAAACAUCUAUCUAGUACGACACGGCCAGUAUGAGAUGAAAGAAAAAGACGAAGACUGCAAAUUGACAGCCUUGGGACGUGAACAGGCGAAAUUAGCUGGACAGCGCAUCAACCAACUGACGUUCAAAUUAGAUAAGAUCUUCUACAGCACAAUGACCCGAGCCACCGAGACAGCCAAGAUAAUUAUGGGAGAGAUGAAAGACGUGCCUGCCAAUGAGAGCUGUGAUAUGACCCGCGAGGGUUGCCCGAUCCGACCCGAGCCUGAUAUCUGGGGUGUACCUACAGACGCCGACUACUUCGAAGACGGCGCACGCAUCGAAGGUGCCUUCCGCAAGUACUUCUACCGACCCGACCCAGACCAGAAGGAAACAUCGCACGAGAUGAUAGUGUGCCACGGCAAUGUCAUCCGCUACUUUGUGUGCAGGGCGCUACAGGUACCACCGGAAUAUUGGCUGAGAAUGGGUGUGGCUAACUGCAGCAUAACGCACAUUACCAUCACAGCAUCGGGACGUGUGUCGAUACGCGCUUUAGGCGAUGUGGGACAUGUGCCUGCGGAUAAGCAGACAUUUACGUAAACGUAUUGCGAACACCUAAUUUAUCACCAAGUAUACGAGCGUAUUAAUAAACGUUACCCUUUCGUAGAAAUACGCUGACUCCUACUUCUGCCAAGCCUCUGGGAAAUGGUAUGCCACACAGUCCAAGUAAAGUGAACACAAGGGGUCUGUUAAGCCUAAGAGCAUGUGCAAAACCCUCAAACCCUAAAACCCUGUAACAAGGGGUCCCCCUCAAGCCUAAGAGCCUGUGCGAACCCUGUCAUGAGUACGAGCAGGGGUUGUCGUGUUUAUUCAUGUUCAUUCCGAGGUCAUCUGAAAUAUACUGCCUGUUUUGUGGGCCUUUUUUGGGGCCAAAGUUGGUUCACCUCACCUCGUCUCAUACACACGGACCGUACAGUGGUUAACCGCAUGCCGACAUGGGCGAAGGCUGUACCAUCCGCCAUCUAUUUUGGCCUCAAUUGCGGCGCUCCGGACAGUACGAAUUGCCCUCACACCGGAGAACAGUGUCAACUCCACCAUACACUCACUACAGGUGUCGUUGACAAGUAUCGCGUCCUGAAAGUUCUGUACCUAGUGUUAUCACUAUUAUUGGUCGCGUACACACUUGUUGUGCCGGAGAGAGUGUCUUACCUUCACAAAUCAGCCACAUCCAUAUUCCGCAGAUGAACGGCUGUGGUUAUAAGCGAGUGAGAAUACAUAGCUGUGUAUGCCCAAGACAGCAAGCACCUGCCGGCGCUAUGUAUACACUGGGCCACCCAACCUGCACCAACAUCUAUACUCCUAUCAUGCAUAUACCUAACACGUUUACCUACCCAGUACAUAUACCUACACGUUUACCUACCCAGUAACCUCACUCGUCGGCUAUCUUAAUCACCACCUUGCCCUUGGCCCUGCGGCUCUGCAACACCUCAAAGGCCGCUCGCACACCUUCAGUACUGAAGUCAAAGGGUCCGUUCGGAUCCACUAUACACUUCAAGCUACCGUCGUCUACGUAUGCGAAUAGCCUGGCCAGCAUCCCUGGUGAACAAUCCAGGGCUAGGAUCAUGGUGUACUUACGGGUGAAAGGCCAUACCCGGGUCCAGAGAGCUCUGCCCAGCUUGGGCGUCACCCACUUCAGGGCGUCUAGUACACUGUGUAUGUAGU
Sphaeroforma arctica JP610 is the source of this 1799-nucleotide messenger RNA. Its product is annotated as serine/threonine-protein phosphatase PGAM5, mitochondrial. The transcript is spliced from 5 exons. The record is from RefSeq and is a predicted model, not a curated record. The annotation marks the transcript as partial. Lineage: Eukaryota; Ichthyosporea; Ichthyophonida. Gene Ontology annotation, cellular component: mitochondrion. Gene Ontology annotation, biological process: positive regulation of mitochondrial fission.